UUCUCCUACUAUAAAAGAGUCAGAUUCCCACAAGAAAAUUUGGUCUUUUCUCCACGCAUUGGCUGUUUCAGCUUCUUCCUCCGCUGCGUGUCGUUAUCUCUCGAGGAGGGGUGCCCUGAGAUCACAAGGAAAGAUGGUGAAGGCUGUUGUUGUCCUUAAGAGCAGUGAGGGUGUCUGCGGAACUGUCUACUUCGCUCAACAAGCAGAUGGCCCGACCACAGUAACUGGAAGUCUGUCUGGCCUUAAGCCUGGACUUCACGGUUUCCAUGUCCAUGCUCUUGGAGACACCACAAAUGGCUGUAUGUCAACAGGACCACACUUUAAUCCUUGUGGCAAAGAGCAUGGAGCCCCUGAAGACGAGAACCGUCAUGCGGGAGAUUUGGGAAACGUGAAUGUGGGUGAUGAUGGCGCUGUUAGUUUCACAAUCAUUGAUAACCAGAUUCCUCUUAGUGGACCAAAUUCAAUUAUUGGAAGGGCGGUCGUUGUUCAUGGAGAUCCCGAUGAUCUUGGCAAGGGUGGGCAUGAACUUAGCAAAACAACCGGGAAUGCUGGUGGCAGACUUGCUUGUGGGGUUAUUGGCCUUCAGGGAUGAACUGCAUCCUUCAACUACAGUAACCACAGUCGUGCGCUCCUGUAGUUAUGGGGUUCUUUGGGAAUGAAGAAUAAAGAGCAGUCUCGGUGUGUCUUUUUUUUUUUUUUGUCUUGGAGUGGUUUGUAAUUGCUUUCAUUUGGUGCAUACUACAAACUUUGCUGUUGUGCCUUAAAAUGUUCACAGGCUUUUCUAUAGCAAAAUGUGGAACUUCAUGUAUUCUCAAACACAAAGUUGAGACGGCUCACGCCAGAAAGUUACUUUUGUUGUGGAUA
Syzygium oleosum is the source of this 864-nucleotide messenger RNA. Its product is annotated as superoxide dismutase [Cu-Zn]-like. Bases 134 to 592 code for a protein of 152 amino acids. Gene Ontology annotation, biological process: removal of superoxide radicals. Lineage: Eukaryota; Viridiplantae; Streptophyta; Magnoliopsida; Myrtales; Myrtaceae. Gene Ontology annotation, molecular function: copper ion binding; superoxide dismutase activity. The record is from RefSeq and is a predicted model, not a curated record. The transcript is spliced from 8 exons.